GUGCGGAAGAUGGCGGAGAGUUAAUAGUGGAGGAAAAAGGAAAAUUGUGUGGUCGCAGGGAUACGUUUACAGAGUUAGGAGCGUCGCCACUGGGCCCUCCUGCUGAGGUGGAAUCGGAGCACCUUUUCUCCGCUCUGUCACAAGGGGCUGAUGUGUGUACAAGAUGAGCAGUCUAGGAGAGAACUCCUUGGAGCCGUUGUGUUCCGACCGCAAACGCAAGCUGUCCACUUGUGACACGCCUGGCUUGGGGUGUGACAAGCGGCGUCGCGAGCAGGAGAGCAAGUACAUCGAGGAGCUGGCCGAGCUCAUCUCUGCCAACCUCAGCGACAUCGACAGCUUCAACGUCAAGCCCGACAAGUGUGCCAUCCUGAAGGAGACCGUGCGGCAGAUCCGCCAGAUCAAAGAACAAGGCAAAGCUUCUUCCAAUGACGACGAUGUCCAGAAAGCAGACGUGUCCUCCACUGGCCAGGGAGUCAUCGACAAGGACCACCUCGGGCCACUCCUCCUACAGGCCCUGGACGGCUUCCUGUUUGUAGUGAACCGCGAGGGCAGCAUAGUGUUUGUGUCGGACAACGUGACUCAGUACCUGCAGUACAAGCAGGAGGAGCUGAUCAACACCAGUGUCUACAACAUCCUGCACGAGGACGACCGCCAGGACUUCCACAAGAACCUGCCCAAGACCAACGGCAAUGGGGUAUCAUCAUGGGGGGAGGAGGCCCCCCGUCAGAAGAGCCACACCUUCAACUGCCGCAUGCUGGUCAAGUUUGGCCACCCGCACCCCCACCCGCAUGGCCCCCACGGCCCCCCUGAGGACAACAUGCAGGUCAUGCAGAUCAUGCAGAUCUUCGCCCUCACACAACCUAAAGCCAUGAUGGAGGAGGGAGAAGACCUGCAGUCCUGCAUGAUAUGUGUGGCGCGACGCGUGACGGCCAUGGAGAGGAUCGAGAGCUUCAACACCAAGCACGAGCUCUCAGGCAAGCUUAUCCAGAUUGACCAGAGCUCGCUGCGGGCCACCAUGCGUCCUGGCUGGGAGGACCUGCUGCGACGCUGCAUCCAGAUGUUCCUGCAGCACAGCGACGGACAGCCCUGGUCACACAAGCGCCACUACCACGAGGCCUAUCUCCAGGGCCAUGCGGAGACGCCCCUGUACCGCUUCUCUCUGUCCGACGGCACGCCGGUCACCGCGCAGACCAAGAGCAAGAUGUUCCGCCACCCCAUGACCAACGAGCCCCAAGGCUUCAUCUCUACCCACCUGCUGCAGAGGGAGCAGGGUGGCUGCCGACCGGGCCAGCCUGGCGGCAUGAUGCAAGGUGGGGGCAUGAGGCAGCAAGGCAUGGGCACCGGCGCCAACCCCAACGCCCAGAUGAACAUGGGAGGACCCGGAGGAGGAGCAGGCGGUGGCGGCGGCGGCAUGGGUGGCAUGGGCGGGGGUAUGGGUGGGGGCAUGAACCGGGGCUACGGUGGCAUGAGCGAGCAGGCCCACAUGGGGCACAUGGGCCAGAUGGGUGGCGGCGUUGGUGGAGGAGGAGGAGGGUAUGGCCCCAACACAGGCCCUGGCGGAGGAGGAGGAGGAGCAGGGGGCAUGAUGGGUAACAUGGGCAACCGGAUGAUGCAGAUGCAGAACCAAAUGAGUCAAAUGAACCAGAUGAGUCAAAUGAACCAGAUGAGUCAGAUGAACCAGAUGAACGCCAUGAAUCCCAUGGGUCAGAUGGGCCACCCGGGGGGUCACGGGGGCAUGCAGCAGGCACAGCAGGGCCACCACCACCAUCCUCACCCGCAGCAGCAGCAGCAGCACCACCACCAGCAGCAGCAGCAGCAGCAGCCUCCGUUCCAGGCCACGGGCGGCUACGGACUAGCCGGCAUGAACAGCCCCGCCGGCAGCCCCGGAUCCAUGCAGCACCCGGGGGGUCCCCAGCACCAGCACCAGCACCAGCAGAGUCUGCUCAUGUCGCCCCGAAACAAGGGCAGCCCCAAGAUGGGCAACAGCCAGUUCAGCCCAGGAGGCAUGCACUCCCCCAUGGGCCCAGGUGCUGGUGGUCUUGGAGGAGGAGGUGGUGGUGGAGGAGGAGGAAGCACCUCCUUCUCCAGCAGCUCCCUCAACGCCCUGCAGGCCAUCAGCGAGGGUGUUGGGGCCUCCCUCCCCUCCCUGCCCUCAGCCCUCACCGCCGCCUCGCCUGCCCACAAGCCAGACAGCUCCCCCAGCAUCCACUCCUCCUCUGCCUCCUCGGCCGCCGGUGGUGGACCGCCGGGCAAGCCUCCAGGACCUCCAGGCCACGGCGACUCCUCCAAGAGCCCAGGGGCAGCCUUCGGAUCCGGGCCCGGUGGGGACCACCAUCACCCCCUGCACCACCACCACCAACAACACGGCCACGGACCUCCGCAUCCCAGCGAAAGCGGCAGCUCGGACCGGCCCGACAGCCAAGUUCCCGGGGCGAAUAGCAAGGAAGGAGCGGGACAGGAGGGGAGCGGCGAGACGGGGUCCUCGUCCACGGAGCCGCCCAGGAGAGUGCCCGACAGCAAAGGCCACAAGAAGCUGCUGCAGCUGCUCACCUCGCCCACGGAGGACAUCGGCCUGGGAGGGGUGGGAGCCGGAUCGUCGGGCCCCUCCGGACCCCAAUCAGGACCCGGGGGCCCCAACAACCCAGGCAUGGAGGGCAAGGAACCGGGCUGCGUGACUAGCCCCACCUCCACAGGCGUGUCCUCGUCCUCCUCCAACUUACCUGGCGGUCCGGGAGGAGCCGGAAGCGGGCCGGGCUCCCUGGCCCUCAACUCCUCCCACUACACGGCCUCGCUGCAGGAGAAGCACAAGAUCCUGCACAAGCUGCUGCAGAACGGCAACACGCCCGACGAGGUGGCCAAGAUCACGGCCGAGGCCACCGGCAAGCUGCCCCACGAGCUGGGGAUGGUGCCCCCUGGUGGAGACGGGCCCAGCUCCGGAGGUGCAGGAGGUGGCGGCGGAGGAGGCGCAGGUGCGGCGGAGGCCAAGCAGGAGCAGCACAGCCCCAAGAAGGAGAAGAGCCAUGCGCUGCUCCACUACCUCCUCAACAACAAGGACGACGCCAAAGAGCCCGCCGACGUCAAGCCAAAGCUGGAGGAGCUGGAGGGGAAGGGGGGGCCGGCCGGGGCCAACGCAGCCGCCUCCUCCGCUGCUGGAGGCAGAGACGGAGGAGGAGGAGGAGGAGGAGGAGGCCUGGGGACGGGAGCCACAGAGGGGGGGUUGGAGGCCAAGAUCAAGUCAGAGCCAACAGAUGAGCUGGAUUUCCUGGGCUUAAAGAACUCUGGAGACUUUCAUGAGCAAGCCAUGGGGGGAGAAGCAGGGAGUAAGCCACCAGGAUUCGCUGACGAUGGUGCACCAGGUGGUAGGAGUCCAGCGCUGGGGCCAGGCGGCAGAGCGCCCUUCCAAAGGGCCGUGUCCAUGGACGGGAAGCUGGGCGGAACGGGGGGCGCGGCGGGCAGACGCAGCACGGGGCCCUGCCCCACCAUGCCCAUCAAACAGGAGAGCCUGGACGGACAGCGCAUGAUGGGCACGGCCUCAGACAACUUCCCCGGGAACAUGGGAAUGAUGAGCCGCAGCAUGUCAGUUCCACAGAACUCCCCCAUGGGGGGCUCAGGGGACUGGAUGCCCCACUCUAGUGCCAGUAGUCCCGUGGGUGCGGCUGGUGGUCCCCAGGGCAUGGGGCGCCCCCAAGGCAUGGACUACAACUCCAAAGGCAUGAUGGGAGGAGGAGGAGGCGGAGGGGGAGGAGGGCCCAUGGUCAGCCGCUCCAACAGUGUACCCGGCACACGCUCCAUGCUCCAGCAGCAGCUCAUGGAUAUGGGUUCCAGUGAGAUGGGCAUGGGCAUGGGCCAGUUUAGCCAGCAGUGCCCCACCAGCCAGUCCCCCUCCUGGCCAGACAGCAUGAUGUCCAUGGACAACAACAGGCGUCAGUUUGGGAGCAGUCUGGACGAGCUGCUGGUGCCUCCCUCCACCAGUGAGGGCCAGAGUGAUGAGCGGGCGCUGCUGGACCAGCUGGACUCACUGCUCAACACCGACGUCAUCGCCCUGGAGGAGAUCGACCGAGCCCUGGGCAUCCCCGACCUCAUCAGCCAGAGUCAGGGUUCGGAGCCCACGUCUGAGCCGUUCCCGGGCCAGGACCCGUCCAUGGUGAUGGACCAGAAGCCCAUGUACGGCCAGGGCUACCCGGGCCCCCCUGCCAUGGGCGGCAUGCCCCCCGCGGGCUAUGGGGGCAACCCCAUGCAGGGCCAACCCCCACCAGGCAGCUACGGCCCGAUGAUGGGCCAGAUGGGACAGCAGGGUGGCUUCCCAGGCAUGGGGGGUGGCAUGGGAGCCAUGGGAGCCAUGGGCGGCAUGGGGCACCCGCGCGCCAACAUGAUGCGGCCACGCAUGAUGAGCGCCACCAAGCCCAUGAGGCUGCAGCUGCAGCAGAGGCUACAGGGACAGCAGUUCAUGAACCAGACGCGGCAGGCCAUGGGCAUGAAGAUGGAGAGCCCUGGUGGUGGGCCGGGCAUGAGGCCUGGCAUGCAGCCUGGCAUGGGCAGUCAGGGUUUCCUGAAUGCCCAGAUGUUGGCGCAGCGUAGCCGUGAGAUGAUGACGAUGCAGAUGCGGCGCCAGAGGAUGAUGAUGCUGAUGCAGCAGCAGCAACAGCAGCAGGCCGCCGCAGCAGCAGCCGCUGCCGGAGGCUUCAGCCCCCCACCCAACGUCACCGCCCCCACCGGCAUGGAAGCGCCCAUGGGAGGGGCACCCAUGGGCCAGGGAGGACAGCAGCAGUUUGCCUAUGGAGGCAGCUAUGGCAUGGGCCACCAGGGUGACCCGUCGUUUGCCCCCUCCGGCUCCAGCCCGCCCAACGCCAUGAUGUCAGGCCGCCUCGGACCCCCGCAAAACCCCAUGAUGCAACAGCAUCCGCAGGGCGGCCCCAUGUACCAGACGGCUGACAUGAAGGGGUGGCCACAGGGAGCUAUGGCUCGCAACGGGGCGUACGGGCAGCAGCAGUUUGCCCAGGCGGGUGGCGGUGGCCAGUACGGUGGCAUGAUGAUGAACGGGGGCAUGGGUGGCAGCGGAGGCGGGGGACACAUGGGCCAGAUGCCAGGACAGAUGAACAUGAACCCCAUGAUGAUGAGCAGGAUGCCCAUGGGAGCCGAUCAGAAGUAUUGCUGAAACUCACACAGUUGCUGUGCAGGAAAGGAGACACUGUGAACUUUACUAAAUGAGAGACUCCGGUGCUUUCGGGCCCAAACGUCCAUCUGAAUCACAGGGUGUCUCUCACCUGGAAACCUCCAACCAGAUGCCACAGAUACACACGUGUAUACACCCUCAUGCACACACAGACACAUACGUACUGUAUGUACGUGCGCACACACACAGCUCCUUUACACACCCGUUUGUACAUCUCAGACACUGUGACAUAACACACAUCAGAGACUAAAAUGCAACUGUACAGAAAAUACAAACAUAUACAUACAGAUGUGUAUUACCAUCAGUCUUCAGAAGCUAUCUGUUGUGUUUGUGUGGGGUAAAUCAGUGUCUCUUGACAAUGUUUUUUUGUUUUUGUAAAAGUGAUGGAAGUCAUGGAGCCAUGUUCCCUGCUGGACCAAACCGUAUGAGCAGGACAUGACACGUUUCAACACACAACGGCCCUCUUACACAAUGACACCAAGGAGGAAAGGCAAAGUCGCCUCCUCCAUCAUGUUAGAAUGUAUAAAUGUCGAUGCAUUUUGACAGACAGUAGGAUUUGUCUGGGCAACAUCCUUUUGUCUUUAUUUUUUUGUUUUGUUUUUGUAGUGUCGGGUGAAGGUACUACACACACACACAGAGAAUAUAAUUGGGCGGUGAUUGCACUUUACAAGGGGGGUGGGGUAGGGGAGGGCAAAAGGCUGGCAGACGGCGAAAAAGGAUUGUUGCAAUAUUUCUCUGUCAUUUUUUAAGCCUUAUAAGACAAUGAAUCAGUCUUUUCUUCAAGGGGGUCCUCGAUUGUCCUCCCUGUAACGGAGGUUGUUUGUUUUUGGUUCGGGUAUGGUUUUGGGUUUGGGAGCGGGGGGCAAAGGGGGGAGGGGAUGGGGGAGAGGAUGGGAACGCAGAAAGCACACAGUUAUGUCUAGUUAUGCAGAUGCAAGCAAUAAUCUCCCCCCUCCCCUCCGCUUCUCUCUGUUUAUAGAGCAUUAUGUGGAGUGAGUCUCAUCUACUCAAAGGUACUGCAGUAUUAGAUGUAAUAUCAAGAUUGAAGUUUUUCCCCCCUUUCUGUCUGUGAAUACAAAUUGUAAAUAGGCUUCAAAUGUAUUAUAUCCGCUUUUGUAGGUCACAUACUGUUUUUGCACAGACUGUACGUCUUGAUAUUUAAAAAAGAAAAAUACCAUGAAAAUGAUCUUCUUUUUCCGUGUAGUAGGUCAAUACUGCUCUUCAUUGUUAACAUGUCAAAACAACAGUGAGUAGAAAGGUUGUUUCAGAAUCAAAAAGAUAUUUCUGUUCAACUUUGAACAGCCACCUUUAAUCCUCCAGAAGGCACUUUUUUAUUUUUCAUUAUUCCAAUGUAUUUUUCCUCUCUUCUUUGCAUUCAACAACCAUUUCUGGAAGUAGUGCGGAUAAAAAUGGCAGUGUAGCAUAAUUUGUGAGUUGAAGACUCUCAUUUAAGAACUUUGCAAUGCAUUUACAGAAUCUGUGUAUAUACGGUAUAUACACAUUAUAUGGUCAGCAAGUCGAUUGUUUGAGAUGGGAAGCCAGUAAUAUGGGUUUUUUGUAAAACCUCCAAUCCCGGGACAUAAAAUACGCUGACAAUUUGCUCCAUUCCAGACAACUUGCUGCUUUCUCAGCAAGGUUUUUUUCCCCCAUUUUCCUGCAUUUUGUCUACCAUUGGCUCUGGCCUGGUAAUAAGAAACAAUGGGUAAGGAAAACAUUACAGCCCUAAAUAUUGUUUCAGUUCUCCAUUUGUUUUUUGACUGUACUUUUUUCCUGUUUUGCCUUCAUGCAUAUUUAAGAAAUAUUUUUGAGAGACCCACCGACUCGGACGGAAGGCAAAAUCCAAAGAGGUUUUUCAGUUGUAUUUUCAGCUGCAUAAGUAGUGUCUUCAUGUAGAGAUAGGGCCGUGUGAAGAAGCCCUAAGAAGCCUUUGUUAAAUGGAAAAAGAAAAGAUUUCUUCGUUCCUUCACUAAAAUAAUGUGCUCUGAUCUUGAACACGAGAUUUAGCCUUUUACUCUGUGGAUUUCUUCUGACUGUCUUAUGGGUUUGUCCAUUUUAAUAUUGUUUAUCUGUUGUGUUGGUAAAAAAAAAGAGUUUUAAUGAUUGUGGACAAGCUGAAAUGGAUUGUACGUUUCAGACAAAAGGUCUGAUUUUAUGAAGCUAUUUGAUAACAAAAGGACUGCUUAGUAUGCAAAAAUCAUCUAAUUUUUAUAUAAAUAUAUUAUCUCAAAAUGAGUACCGUAUGAAAAAAAAUUGUUGGCCCCUGCAGUCCUUAUUUUGAAAAAGAUAGUUCCUGAGAAUAGAUUGAUAUGGGUUGAUCAUUGCAUUUGAUUUGAAAUGGAAAGACUGAAGAGUUAAAAAAAUGUGGAAAAUAACUUUGAGGAUGUAAAUUACUGUUGCGUUCUUUUCUUGUUCUUCGAUGUCAAUAUUGAUGUAAAUACAAAUUUCUAUUUAAACAUUACCAGCUAUUUGUGUGCGAGUUCUUUCGUUCUUUGCAGUCCUACUUUUGUAGCUUGAACUGUUGUUACGAUUACAGUGUAUCUUCAUGCAUCAUGUUACAUCAUGUUCUUACCCUUUAUUAACCCUUUAUUAAGUGCAGU
This is a messenger RNA of Engraulis encrasicolus (European anchovy), 7770 nucleotides long. RefSeq names its product nuclear receptor coactivator 3-like. The transcript is spliced from 25 exons. The record is from RefSeq and is a predicted model, not a curated record. The coding region runs from base 164 to 5155 and encodes 1663 amino acids. Gene Ontology annotation, cellular component: nucleus. Gene Ontology annotation, molecular function: protein dimerization activity; nuclear receptor binding. Gene Ontology annotation, biological process: positive regulation of transcription by RNA polymerase II; cellular response to hormone stimulus. Lineage: Eukaryota; Metazoa; Chordata; Actinopteri; Clupeiformes; Engraulidae.